AAAGAGCACACAGACCAGAUUGUAUCAGCGAAGCAGCGGCUCCGGCAGAGGGAAGAGUAAAUUGGGAUACGCGUUGACCUGUUUUGGUUCUAUCAUUAGAUUUUCGAGAAUAUUUUUAUUUUCCUCUUAGAAGAUAUGAGACGAGUUGUACGACAGAGCAAAUUCCGUCACGUCUUCGGCCAGGCGGUGAAGAAUGACCAAUGCUACGAUGACAUCCGAGUUUCGAGGGUCACAUGGGACAGCUCCUUCUGUGCAGUCAACUCUAAGUUUGUUGCCAUAAUUAUUGAGGCCAGCGGUGGUGGCGCUUUCCUCGUUCUCCCUCUUCACAAGGCGGGACGCAUUGACAAAUCCUACCCCACAGUAUGUGGUCAUACAGGCCCCGUGUUAGACAUUGACUGGUGCCCUCACAAUGACCAGGUCAUUGCCAGCGGCUCUGAGGAUUGCACAGUGAUGGUAUGGCAAAUUCCUGAAAAUGGCCUCGUCACCUCCAUGUCUGAGCCGGUGGUGGUUCUGGAGGGCCACUCGAAGCGUGUUGGCAUCAUCACAUGGCAUCCAACAGCACGCAACGUCCUCCUUAGUGCAGGCUGUGACAACCAGAUAAUCAUCUGGAACGUGGGCACAGGUGAGUCCAUGAUCACUCUAGAGGACAUGCAUCCUGAUGUAAUUUACAGCGUUUGCUGGAACCGCAACGGCAGCCUUAUCGUCAGCGCCUGCAAGGACAAGUCCAUCCGUGUCAUCGAUCCCCGCAAGGAGGCAAUUAUUGCUGAGAAGGAGAAGGCGCACGAGGGCGCUCGACCCAUGAGGGCCAUUUUUCUCUCAGAUGGCAACGUCCUCACAACUGGUUUCAGUCGCAUGAGUGAGAGACAGCUGGCUCUGUGGAACAUACAAAACAUGGAGGAGCCAAUGACUGUCAACGAGAUGGACACCAGCAAUGGAGUGCUGUUGCCUUUCUAUGACCCAGACACCAAUGUUGUUUACCUCUGUGGGAAGGGUGAUAGCAGCAUCCGUUACUUUGAAAUCACAGAUGAAGCCCCAUAUGUUCACUUCCUCAGCACCUUUGCUACCAAGGAGCCGCAGCGGGGCAUGGGCUACAUGCCCAAGAGGGGCCUCGAUGUCAAUAAGUGUGAAAUUGCAAGGUUCUAUAAACUGCAUGAAAGAAAGUGUGAGCCUAUUGUGAUGACUGUACCUAGAAAGUCGGAUCUGUUCCAGGACGACUUGUACCCAGACACAGCUGGACCAGACCCUGCCCUGGAGGCUGAGGAAUGGUUUGAGGGCAAGAAUGGAGACCCCAUCCUCAUCUCCCUCAAGAAUGGCUACGUCCCUGUCAAGAACCGUGAAUUCAAGGUGGUCAAAAAGAACAUUUUGGACAGCAAGGUCACCAAGAACACGGAGAACUCCAGCCCUGCCAACAAGCCUGCCUCCCCGGUUCCUUCGAUUAAAUCCGAAGCAAAGAUGGAGGAGAUCUUGAAAGAAAUCAAAUCUCUCAAGGACCUGAUCAGCAGUCAGGAGAAGCGAAUCAUCAAACUUGAAGAGCAGAUGUCCAAAAUAGCCAUUUAACGACCCUGUGCUCCAACCCACAACAGUUCAGGACGUUCCAUUGUUUGGGGGUGGGGGGUGGGGGGUGGGGGCGGGAGAAGUCACUGCCUAUCUUAAUGACAGUGUGUGUCCGAGUCCUGCCGAGCAACAAUCCCUAGGAACAUUCCAGAUGAACACUUUUUCUUAGUCAGAUCCCAACCCUCAGUUUAACACAGGUGGAAUAAGGACAUGUGGUAAAUUUGGCAGAAAGUACUUUUGCGUUUUUUGUGACAAAGGACUUCAUUUUAUUCUGUGGCAGCCUUUUAUUUUCGCCUAAUUGUGUAUAUAUAUAAAAAAAAAAAACAAAGUCUUAAGUCUUCUUAUUUUAGAAUGAUCAAGAAAAUUCAACACCAGUCCCCAUUUACUUCUGUAUGUUUUUUUAGGUGUCCGUGUUUCAUGUUAGCAUAUCCCAAAAUCAUAAUGUUGCCAAAUCUGAAAUUUUGUUUACACUUAACAGUAUUUUUUCUCUCUCUAAGAAUAUUCAAAAUGCAAAGAACGAAACUUUGUGCAGAAGACUGUUUAUGUAAGGAGGGUAAUUUAAUCACUUGUGCACAAUUAAAUCAAAAUAAGAAAAUUAGAUUUGGUAUGAAAGACUGAUAUUUCGAAUUCUGUAGUUAAGACAUUCCAGUUUGCCACAGUCAACACCCGAACAUUUAGACAUGCCAUUAAUGACAAAUUCUUCCCAGUCUUUGUUGAAGCUGCACAAAUCAACGCCUGCUUUCUGCUAUUAGUUUGGAUUUUUGUUGCUUCCUCUCAUGCUGACUGUGGACAAGGCAGUCCAUGUAAACGUGCAUACCAUUCUACCUUGCUUUAUGAACAUGCACUCUGCACUUAUUGAAGAAAACAUUCCAUUAAUCUCAUUGGCCAAGGGGGAAAAAAAAUUCAAACUUUGUGUAAAUGCGCUACUGUAGUGACUCAGUGAUGGUCGGUUGGUCGUUGUGAUAUUUUAUGAUCUGCACAUGGAAAUUUUCUGCAUUUCCACAGGAGAUGUGCUUCAUUUUCAUGAGAGUUGCAGUCACCAACCCCUGUGCUUGUCGUCUAUGGGCUUGCUUAAUAAACAAAAGUAGUUGAGCUAGUUUUUGCUACUGUUGUCCUUGUAUUAUACUCCACCCCAGAUCUGUAUUUUCCAUACAGUCAGAAAAGUAGAUAUGACAUGACACUAAGUAAUCAGACAUCAACUCAACUAUUUGUAACCAUCUAGUGAUAAAGCUGUAGAUUGUUAAAAAAAAUUGUUCAUAAUGGUCCUUGAAGGCCAAAGAUAUGGACAUGUCUUUGGCCUUUUGGUACCUGUGACUAUGGGUGUUCCAGCAUUUAUUUGAGGGGUUGUGAAGUGGAGUUGGCUUAAGGUCCAUGUAAUAUGGAAAAAUUAAAAUAGUGGAUACCACUUUACUGUUAAUUUUUAACCUGUUUUUGUUCCAGCUGUGCUCAUAUCCCUCUCAGCACUUCCAUGUCUUAUUUCUUAAAUGUUUAUUUCUCUGAUACCCUGAACAAGUGUAUUUGAUAUAAACCCAGGGACCAUUUUAUUGUCCAAUCUCAGUUGUUUGCUCUAAAAAAAGCUCUAUUUUUGAUGUUUUAAAUGUUUCCCAGUGGGAAGCUGAGACGGGUAAUGGUUCAGUCUGUUUUUGCCUUCAUUAAUUGUUACCACUGUAAAGACCUGAAAGUGCCAUAGAGUUGACCCUGGAAGUUUGUAAUGGUGACUGUUCUGUGAGUGGUGUGUGUAGAAAAUGGAAGAUUCGAAGGAUGCCUGGAUUUAAAAUCACUUUGAGGUGCUAUACUUUGUACUAACACCCCCGUUCUUAAAAGUCUGUGUCACCGAGCUGGAUGACACAACAGUUUGUUGAGGGGUUUGUUUUUUUUUUUUGGAGCAUUGAGCCACUGACAUUUUCAUCUCGGUACGGGUAUAAAAACAUCUUUUAAAAAGGAUUUUAAACCAACAAUCUGGCUGAGUUUGUAGCCGUGUAAGUCAGUGUGACCUCAAAAUGCACUUUGAACAGUAAGUUGUAGAAAAAUGGUGGCAGGAAAUCUUCUGAGUGAGAGUCCGACACAAAUUAUACUGCCAUAUUUUGUAGGUCUGACUGCCACUCGAGAUUUUUUCUUUUUUUUUUUUUUUUUUUUUUUUUUUACAGUGUUGGCACGAGAGCAAAGUUUUGAGGCGUAGUAGUUGAUAGCAGUCGAAAGGGACCAUGUAGGUAGAAGAAAUGCGCGGUUGAAAGAUAGAUGUAUGUUUGUAAUUAAGGUCUAGAAAACUGAGUGAAAGCUUUGGAAAUAACGUGAUAAGAUUUUUUUUUUUUUCUUUUUUGUCGUGCUAAAGAGGGUAUUUGGAUGGGUGAUGGGUUUUAAAUGUUUCCCCUGUUUAUGUUCCUUGCACCUUGCCAUAAUGUAUCAUGAGAAAAUCAGAACCUUUGUUACAAAAAUUAAACAAAAUCAGACAAAAACCAACCAGAUAAAGCCUCAUGGAGGUCUGCUCAGCAUUUUUGUUCAUUAUUCUUGCUUCAAGUAUCAAACACUGAUUAUAAGGAAAUUAAUAAAGAAUUUUUAAAAUGG
Molecule: messenger RNA, 4119 nt
Organism: Melanotaenia boesemani (Boeseman's rainbowfish)
Lineage: Eukaryota; Metazoa; Chordata; Actinopteri; Atheriniformes; Melanotaeniidae
Gene: coro1ca
Product: coronin, actin binding protein, 1Ca
Exons: 11
Coding region: 136-1557 (473 amino acids)
Biological process (GO): actin filament organization; neural crest cell migration
Molecular function (GO): actin filament binding
Source: RefSeq, a predicted model, not a curated record